Striga hermonthica is the source of this 1155-nucleotide messenger RNA. NCBI's taxonomy places the organism in Eukaryota, Viridiplantae, Streptophyta, Magnoliopsida, Lamiales, Orobanchaceae. The record is from the annotation of a GenBank genome assembly.
AUGCAAUCUUUGGAGUUCAAAUCCAAUAAUUAUGGUGUCCCAUCAAGUUCUCAACUGGGGCUCCAGUGGAAUCUCCAGGACUGCAGCUCCUACCCAGGAGGCGGCUUGUUCGCGUCCGUGAGCCAAAUGGGGAGCAAUGAAAACGGCGGCUUUAAAUUACCGUGCGCGGACUUGCUCGUGAAAUGCGUUUCGCUGCCCGAGGGCUUCAACAGUAUAGGUACGACGUCUGAGGAGGAGAAGGGGCUAGCGGGUGAGAAGAGGAAAAACGGGUUCAGGAUCAAGAUUAAGAUUUCAAAUCCUUCGUUGAGGAGGUUGAUAAGCGGGGGUAUAGCUGGGGCCGUCUCGAGAACCGCUGUAGCCCCACUGGAGACAAUCAGGACUCAUUUAAUGGUGGGAAGCAGCGGACACUCGACAAUGGAGGUUUUUCGUGAUAUCAUGAAUACGGAAGGUUGGCCCGGGUUGUUCAGGGGAAAUUUCGUGAAUGUGAUUCGAGUUGCGCCUAGCAAAGCCAUUGAGUUGUUUGUUUACGACACGGUGAACAAGAACUUGUCACCAAAAGCCGGUGAAUCCCCCAAAUUACCAUUCCCUCCCUCAUUGAUUGCCGGAGCCUGCGCUGGAGUGAGCUCAACUCUCGUUACAUACCCUCUCGAGUUAGUCAAGACUAGAUUGACCAUACAGAGAAAUGUCUACAAUGGCUUGCUCGAUGCCUUUGUGAAAAUUCUGCAAGAAGGUGGGCCCCGGGAGCUCUACAGGGGCCUCGCCCCGAGUCUGAUAGGCGUAAUCCCUUAUGCAGCCACAAACUACUGUGCAUAUGACACGCUGCGAAAAGUAUACCGAAAAGUGUUCAAACAGGAAAAGAUCGGCAACAUAGAGACCCUCUUGAUUGGGUCGGCUGCUGGGGCCAUCUCGAGCUCGGCAACUUUUCCGCUAGAGGUGGCCCGCAAGCACAUGCAGGUGGGGGCUGUUAGCGGGCGCCAGGUGUACAACAAUGUGCUUCAUGCGCUUGCGAGUAUACUCGAGCGGGAAGGGCUGGGCGGACUGUACAAGGGGCUUGGACCGAGUUGCCUGAAGUUGGUGCCGGCAGCCGGGAUCUCGUUCAUGUGUUACGAGGCCAUGAAGAGGGUUUUGGUAGAGAAAGAUAAUGAUGAAGAAUAA